Messenger RNA from Pestalotiopsis fici W106-1, 729 nucleotides. RefSeq lists its product as uncharacterized. The transcript has 2 exons. Gene Ontology annotation, molecular function: DNA-binding transcription factor activity. Lineage: Eukaryota; Fungi; Ascomycota; Sordariomycetes; Amphisphaeriales; Sporocadaceae. The coding region runs from base 1 to 729 and encodes 242 amino acids. Gene Ontology annotation, biological process: regulation of DNA-templated transcription. The record is from RefSeq and is a predicted model, not a curated record.
AUGUCUGCCGAUCCGUUUAGCCUGUCGUCGUAUGGCCCCGGCCUUGCAACUCAGAGCAAUGACAACUUUGGCAACACACCCGAGUUCUGGACCGAGUGGUACUGCAAUCCCUCGGAUGACCCGACGCGCAUGUCGACAGCAGUAUCAGCACCGUCGCCAGUCGGAUCCAGCUUUUCUGUUGGAUCGAAUCCACCACUAGACAUGGCCAGACAAAGCGCAAUACCACGAACGGCCUUUAUUGAUCCAGGGUGUUUCAGCCCCGUAGCCACAGAAAGCACAGCCGCAACGACUGUCGAUGGCGAUGAAAAGGACGGUAAUGACUUUGGCGACAUGUCUGGAGACAGGAAGCGUCGAAAGUCUAGUGCAGGAACAAGGACUACCGCACGAGACGAAGGACUCCACAAUACACCACGCCGCAAGAGCAUGACGGAGCCAGCUAGGCGGGAGCGCAACCGCACGGCGGCGGCCAAGUGCCGAGCCAAGAGCAAGGUCGCUGAGGAGGAGCUCAAGGAGACGCAGCGGAUAGAGCGCGAUCGCAACUUGGCUCUCCGCGCCACUGUUGAGGAGCUCAACAACGAGAGUCUCAUGCUCAAGCAUGAGCUACUUUGCCACUCUGACUGCAAUCAUCCGAUUAUUAACAAGUACCUCAGCCGGGCGGCUGAGCAAAUCAGUCGGGGAGUCGCUCUGUCAGCGUCGACGCCACAGGACAAUCUAUCUCUCAAUAUUUGA